AUGCAUUCUUUUUUUAAAAUAUUUGAAUUGAAGAAAUUUGUCAUCGCACUUUUAAAACUUCACAUAAUUUUAAACGAGAAUAAAUUUUUUUUUUUUUUUUUAAUUAUCUCAACUGCACGUUGGUGUUUCCUUCCAACCACAAGCAGCAUACUGGACGGACAUAAAGGAGAGGGUGGUGUUUCCCGACGCUCCGGAGGACGGGACGAGAGGCCACCCCAGCUCUCAAUCCCUGGUGAUUACCUAUCUUCGAAGAACAGAUGGAUCCCACCUAGCACACUCAAGCGAGAUGUCAAUGCAAGUGACGACAGAAAUGAUCUGGUACUCCGAACAGUCAGAGGAUGGAAUCCACCCAGUUGUAAACAACGAGACGGUCUUUCAACUGAAGAGAAAAAUGAUCUGAUAUUCCGUAAGGCCAGAGGAAUUCUCAAUAAACUGACCCCGGAGAAGUUUGAUAAGUUGAGUUUGGAGCUUCUAAAUGUUGGUAUUGACUCCCAGCUCAUACUUAAGGGAAUAAUACUUCUGAUCUUUGAAAAAGCCUUAGAUGAGCCCAAAUAUAGUUCACUUUAUGCACAACUAUGCCACCGUCUCUGUGAGGACGCUCCAAAUUUUGAACACCCUUCCUCCAAUACAACAACCUUUCGACGCCUACUCUUGAACAAGUGCCGGGAUGAAUUUGAAAACCGUUCCCGUGCCACAGAAGCUUACGAUAAGAAAGAUGUCCCCCUUAACGAUGAUGAAGCUGAACAAUACCAUCUGGCUAAACAGAAAAUGCUGGGCAACAUCAAGUUCAUUGGUGAGCUUGGCAAGUUGGAGAUGCUGCACGAAGGCAUUCUGCACAAAUGCAUUAAGCAGCUUCUGGAAAAGAAGAAGAAUGUUCCCGUUAAGGACAUGGCAGAGGACUUGGAGUGUCUGUGCCAGAUAAUCCGCACUGUAGGCCGACGCCUUGAUACUCCCAAGGCUAAGGCCUGGAUGGAUCAGUACUUUGAGCGAAUCAAGAACUUCGCUGCUAACCCAGACUUGCCCUCAAGAAUUCGCUUCAUGCUGCAGGAUGUGGUGGAACUGCGGGCUAACAAAUGGGUACCAAGGAAGGUGCUUAGUGAUCAUGGACCAAAGACUAUAUCCCAGAUAAGACAAGAAGCAGCUGAUGAAUUUGGAGUGUACAUUGCUCCUCCAGAUACGUCUGGACGAGGAGCUGGUGGAGCUGGAACUGGAAAUAUGUUUGGAUCACGCCUGUUGAAUGGUAACAUGGUACCGGGCCAGAGAGGAGGUUUAGGAGACAUUUUCAGUGCCUCACCAACUGGACUUCCCAACAGCAUUGGUACUGGACCAGGAGUCAUUCAACUGGAUAGUUUUGUUCCUGGCUAUUCCUUGAAUAUGGGCAGACGGGGUAGUCAACCCAACCCAGGAAGCUACCAAAAUCAGUACAGCAACCGCCGUUUGCAACAGGAUGGUAGUGUAGGAGGCCCUGGUGGCAAUGUCAGUAGUGGUGUGGGUGGGAGUGGCAGCAGCCCCAGAUCAUCUCGUCGUGGUAACAGCCAGCAGUCCCUGCAGCAGAAUCAAUCACAAUCCCAACAGAUCUACCAGUUACAACAGAACCACCAGUCAACACAGAUGUCAAAUAUACAGCAAUCAUUGCUUUCACAGCCGUCACAAUUGUCCCAGGCUCAAAGGGUACAAGGGACUGGAGGUAGCAGAGAUUUGCCUCCGCGGUUUGUCCGAAUGACCAUUCAGCCGCCAACAGGACCAGAAAAGACAAAUUCCAACUCUGAAGAGAUCAGUCUUCGACCUUCCAAGAACUUCAAUGUAUUCCGCCCGACAGUGCCAAACAUGCUUCCAAAAUCUGCUCGUGGUGGCCCGCCAUCAAGUGGAAGUCAGCAGACUGUAUUCCAGUCUCCUAUUUUGGACAUUGGAUCGGGCACUGCUCCUCACUUACUUACAAAACAGCCCCAAAUUACAAUUAAGCAAGCUAACCCUGAUAAAGCCAAGACUGUCAAAAAAGCUCCACCCACAAAGAAGGAGCUUGAAAACAGCAUGACUGCCUUGCUGGAUGAUUACUUCAACAGUGGUGAUGUUCCGACUGCAGUCAAUGCAUUCAGGGAUUUGAAUGCUCCUAACAAAUAUGUUGCUGAUGUGAUUUACAAAAUGAUGAUCAAUAACAUCGACAAAACAGAUUCUGACAGGGAAAAGGUCAUGAAUCUCUUGUGUGCUAUGAAACCAGAAAAUUUAUUGACAUCAGAAAAUUUCAUGGAUGCAUACCGUCGCUUGCUUGACAAAUUACCUGAGCUGGAGACGGACAUUCCAUUAGUGAAGUCAUAUGCAGCCAGCUAUGCAGCCCAGGCCAUUGCAGGAAAUGUUAUUUGCCUGGCAGAUUUGGCUGAGGCUCUUGAGCGAGGUGCUCAUUAUCCUCUGUUUCUCAUCUGUCUGCAACAGAUGCACAAACAGAAAGAUAAAGAAUGGCUGGUCAAUAUUUUUAAUGAUAGUAAGAUAAACUUACAGGAUAUGUUGCCUGAAAUUGACCAAAGCAAAGAGAAAAUGAUGGAAAUUUUGGAGGAUCGAGGGCUCAGCUUCCUGUUUCCUCUUCUCCGUAUCCAGUCUGAACUUUGGAAACAGAUCCAGUCUGAUCCAAGUGCCACGGCCAUCUUUAAGUGGAUCAAGGAUAAAGUCCAGAAUGAUCUCCACUAUAGCCCUGGCUUUGUUAACAUUUUGACCACAAGCAUUCUGAAAUAUGUGACUAAAUCAUCAACAUUGUCUGAAAACUGUGACCCUGCUGUCGUACCAGACAAACACUUAUCUGAGAAAGAGAGGGAACUGCUGGAUAAAUUAAAGGUUGUUCUGCAACGUUUCCUCCAUGACCACAUCGGAUUGCAAGUCAGUGCACUCUAUGCAUCACAAGUGUUCUGCUACAAUUGCCACUUUCCUAAAAACAUGCUACGUAGGUUCUUUAUGAACUUUUAUGAUAUGGAGAUUAUUGAAGAAGAAGCUUUCUUAAAAUGGAAGGAAGAUAUUAAUGAUGAAUAUCCUGGCAAAGGAAAAGCUCUCUUUCAGGUAAAUCAAUGGUUGACUUGGCUUGAGCAGGCUGAGGAGGAAUCUGAAGAUGAUGAUGAUGAAGACUGA
Molecule: messenger RNA, 3114 nt
Organism: Acanthosepion pharaonis
Lineage: Eukaryota; Metazoa; Mollusca; Cephalopoda; Sepiida; Sepiidae
Source: the annotation of a GenBank genome assembly